GUUCUUUUGCUUCUGUCGAAAUGCCUGUGUUAUUAUGUGGGUGUGGGCUCUCUCUCUCUCUCUGUCUGAAACUCUCUUCUCUUUCUCUCCUUCAAAGUUGCUUCUCAAAGACUCCUUUUUCCCCCCCCAAAGAAAGUUGAUAUAUUUGCAGAAAGCAAUAGCUUUUCUUCUUCUCCAUGUUCCCCUCUCUCUCUUUCCAUCAGUAAAGGCUGAAUUUUUCACCCUCCCCCACUAGCUCCACCACCUGUACAGCUAAAAGAAAGAUUGAUUGAUUUGUUUUUCACUUCAAAAAAUCUAUCACUCAAGCUCCAUAAUGUUGGACAACAACACUUCAAUUUCAGUUGCAGCCCUUCCGGUUCCAUCUUCCUCCACUGUGGAAAAUGGGGCCACACACAAAAGAAAAAGGAAGCCGGCAGGCACACCAGAUCCUGAUGCGCAGGUGGUAUCUUUGUCGCCGAAAACGUUGUUGGAAUCCGACAGGUACGUUUGUGAGAUCUGUAACCAAGGGUUUCAGAGGGACCAGAACCUUCAAAUGCAUAGGAGGAGACAUAAGGUGCCAUGGAAGUUGCUGAAAAGGGAAUCACAGGAAGUGAAGAAGAGGGUUUUUGUUUGUCCCGAACCUACAUGCUUGCACCAUGACCCUUUCCAUGCUCUGGGAGAUCUAGUCGGGAUCAAGAAACAUUUCAGGAGGAAGCACAGCAAUCAGAAACAAUGGGUUUGCGAGAAAUGUUCCAAAGGGUACGCUGUUCAUUCGGAUUACAAGGCUCAUCUCAAAACCUGUGGCACCCGAGGCCAUUCUUGUGACUGCGGCCGUGUCUUCUCCAGGGUUGAGAGUUUCAUUGAACACCAAGAUGUUUGCACCGUUCGACGGAUUCAACCUGACCAGUUGCAGGCGUCUCAAACGGCUUCGAGCACUAGUCCUUCGAGCGAUGCUGCCAACUUCAGCAUCGCUCUGUUGAGUGGAUUGCCGAUGCUGAAAUCAACUGAGCCUGUUUUCAUGUACCCGUCUACUUCAGACCAUCAGCAGCAGCACCAACAUCAACACAAUCUUGAACUCCAACUUCUACCGACGAGGGAUUCGGAUGAGAAUUACGCUACUCAUUUGAAGCUAUCGAUAGGAUCAAACGAAGAAAAGAAUGCAAGCAGUGAAAGUGAAACAACAUAUAGGAUGAAAGAGUUCGUGAGUGGACAGCUUAAGUUAGCCAUGGCCGAGAAUGCCUAUGCCGAAAAGGCUAGACAAGAAGCUAAGAGACAGAUCGAGAUGGCCGAACUCGAGUUCGCAAGUGCAAAGAGAAUAAGGCAACAAGCACAAACCAAACUCGAGAAAGCUCAAGCCUUGAAAGAUCAAGCGACAAAGAAGAAAAGUGCUACUAUCAUGCAAAUCACUUGUCAAACUUGCAAACACCAGUUCCAAUCAUCGACAGCUGCUGUCCCAGACGAUGAAACCUCACUUGUUAUGAGUUAUAUGUCUUAAACCACAACAGAGGGUGAAGGAGAAUGAUAAAAAAAAAUCCACUAGCCCUUGAAAAUAUCAUUGUUCUUGGUCUACAUGUUGAGUUUUUCUUUGCUUUGUCAAGUAGUUUUUUCACUUCUGAAUUCUGAUAUUAAUGAAAAGGGGUCUUUCCAAACA
Molecule: messenger RNA, 1630 nt
Organism: Hibiscus syriacus
Lineage: Eukaryota; Viridiplantae; Streptophyta; Magnoliopsida; Malvales; Malvaceae
Product: zinc finger protein SHOOT GRAVITROPISM 5-like
Exons: 3
Coding region: 314-1474 (386 amino acids)
Cellular component (GO): nucleus
Molecular function (GO): DNA-binding transcription factor activity
Source: RefSeq, a predicted model, not a curated record